UUUUCUGACAACGAGGCUGGAAAACCUCGCUCCCUGUUUUACUGAAAAACGUCGUGCAACGUCUUUGUAGUUACACAGACACCGGGGACGACAACAUUUCAGAUACAUGCGGCCAUAUUUGUGAUAGUUUAGAACAUGUCGCGUUCCACCAGCAUUGAUGCUAAAGUGUAUGUGGGAGACAUCUCUAGAGAUGCCUCAGAAAAAGAGCUUGAGAGAGCAUUCAGCUACUACGGACCACUGAGAAAUGUUUGGGUAGCCAGGAACCCUGCUGGAUUUGCCUUUAUUGAGUAUGAAGAUCCAAGAGAUGCCGACGAUGCAGUUCGAGGGAUGGACGGCACUACUAUCUGUGGAAGUCGUGUACGAGUAGAACAUUCUACUGGAAAAGUGCGUCCAAAACCUUGGCUACGAGCAUCUAGAGGUCCACCACGGAGCCGCCGUCCAUUCCAUCCAGAUGACAAAUGCUAUGAAUGUGGGGACCGAGGACAUUACGCAUAUGACUGUCCCAAGGUGAAUGGUAGCAGACGACCCAGUUCCUCCAGACGAUCAUCCCGAAGAUCCAGGUCAAGGUCAAGGUCGAGGUCAAGGAGUCCCCGUGGUAGGAGGAGCAGGAGCUACUCCAGGAGUCAAUCUCGCAGCCGCUCACCCAGAUACAAGAAGCGUAGCAUGUCUAGAAGCAGAACAAGGAGCCCGGUGCGUAGGUCACGAACCCCACACAGAUCAAGGAGUCGUUCUCAUGAUUGAUCCAUCAGACAGACCAGGACAUGUAUAUUAACCAAUACACACGUGACUAGGUACUGGUGUAGUUUAAAUGGACUCUUGUUCUCCGCCAGUACAUCAGGCAGUUUUACGUUUUUAUUUUACUGUCCUCAUACUAACUAUUGCAGCUCAUCUUCAAUCUUGUUUCAAUCAUUACAUCUUAUAAUUAUCAUAGAUUGAAAUUUUCUCGAAUUUUAGAUACAUUGUAUUGUUUUAAAAUUUAAUUAUUGUAUCAAGUAUAGAUGAUAUUUUCUUCAUGAAUCCAGUGUUCACUUGGUCACUUAUUGACGACUGGUAUGGUAUACUUUUUAUUUUGGCGAUCGAGACAGGUGUACACACAUCGUAAAUAUUAUGUACAUACUCAUUUAUCAUCUCAUUCCAAGUAAUUCAUCCUGCCAUACUCCCGUUUUUCACCAAUUGAACUUUGUGCUAGAACAGAAGAAUGAUGUAAGAUAUUAUAGGGAAUCCAUUGUAUAUGAUAUAUUUUGAUGUAAUAAUGUUCUCUGUGAGUGUAAAUAAAUAGAUUAAACAAUU
Pecten maximus is the source of this 1290-nucleotide messenger RNA. Its product is annotated as serine/arginine-rich splicing factor 7-like. NCBI's taxonomy places the organism in Eukaryota, Metazoa, Mollusca, Bivalvia, Pectinida, Pectinidae. The record is from RefSeq and is a predicted model, not a curated record. Bases 136 to 741 code for a protein of 201 amino acids. Gene Ontology annotation, cellular component: nuclear speck. Gene Ontology annotation, biological process: mRNA splicing, via spliceosome. The transcript has 5 exons. Gene Ontology annotation, molecular function: zinc ion binding; RNA binding.